CCCGCAAACGUUAGUUUCUUGUGAACUUUACUCUAUUUUCAACGUCUUUUCAACAUUACGUAAAAUGGACAGAUAAUGUGAACGUUUCUGAACACUUACUUAGUACAAUUUUAUUGCAAUUUUACAGCAAUGGAGUGCAUUCAGUAUUUGAUGUAUUUUUUAGUUUUAGUUAAUAAUUUUAACCGUAAUGUAUUCGUGGAAAGCGGUAAGAAGAAAAUUUAUUUAUGGACAUCCAUGGUCACCACAAAGAGGACUGAGUUAGAAUGCGAAUUCCCGCCUAAAAUGGAAGAAGAUCUCACUCAUGUAAGAAGAAAAAGACUAACAACUGAAACUGGAUUGGUCUGUCUAGAAGACUAUCCCUAUACGGUAUCUGUAAGACUACAUGGUAAGCACUGGUGUGGUGGAGCAAUUGUUGGAAAAGUGUGGAUACUCACUGCAGCACAGUGCUUCGACUACGUUACAAAAGAAGAGGUAUCAGUUCGGAUGGGAUCCGUGUUCAGAGAUUUCGGCGGGAGGAUAUUGUCAGUGGUGGAAAUCAAGAGACACCCGGACUACAGGAUGGAUCAGUACUAUCCGGAACAUAACUUAGCCAUGGUCAAGGUGAAUCUGCCGAUAGCUGAAAACAGCAGAAUGCAGGUCGUAUCAUUAGCUGGCCCUGAUGCUGAUCUGCCACAGCUGUUCGGAGAAACUGUUGUUACUGGAUAUGGUUCUGUGGUGACUGGGCAAAUUAGAGAAGGAGAGAAUCAAGAAUUGCGACGAAUGAUAGUUCGGGAAGUAAGCCGCAGUGAAUGUCGAUUGAUUUACGGGAACGAUUAUCACCUACAACAUGACAAUAUGUGCUUACAAAGCGUUAUAAAAGGAGUUGCGUUAUGUGCUGGUGACACAGGUGAUCCGGCGGUUCAUUUUAGUGGCCUCAAUCGCGCGGGCACACUUUACGGCAUAGCACUGUUUUCCGGCACUGAAGAGUGCGCUUACAAGUCGAAACCAGGAAUUUUUGCUAAGGUUGCAUACAGCCGAUUAUGGAUUGACAAAGUGCUCGGAGACAUUCCUGAUCACCCGGAAAGCGCUGACAGUACAGAAAACCUCAUCCCAGUCGACAUAAAAUAAAAUAACUUGAUAACUUUAUCAUAAUUACAGUACAGCAAACGUAAAUGUAUAAAUUAUUUUUUAGAAUAAAUAUUAGCAAUGAUUUA
Molecule: messenger RNA, 1193 nt
Organism: Spodoptera frugiperda (fall armyworm)
Lineage: Eukaryota; Metazoa; Arthropoda; Insecta; Lepidoptera; Noctuidae
Product: hypodermin-A
Exons: 8
Coding region: 130-1107 (325 amino acids)
Biological process (GO): proteolysis
Molecular function (GO): serine-type endopeptidase activity
Source: RefSeq, a predicted model, not a curated record